AUGAACUCAGUCGAUCCGCAACCACAAGAUGACUCACUCCUCAAAUUCAUCGACUAUGCCAGGUCUGCUCUCUCCCCUGAAGCCGACGAAGAUCCGGAUCCGAACGGAAACGGAUCGGAGACCGCCCGGCCCAGCUGGAAUUGGAUCGUUUCUCGGAUUCUCAAGACCUGCAGCGCCUACUCUAGCGGCGUUACGGCCGCGAUUCUGCUCUCCGAUCUCUCCCAGGCAUGGCAUGAGCAAAAUAGGGACCGGCCGAUGAAGAAGAUGCCAGAAUGCGUGAGGGAGUUGCGAAAGAAGCAUAAGCGGAGGAAGCUUCCGAAUACUGUGACUAUUGAUUCCAUUUAUGAGAAGAAUUUCUUGUCAUUGAAAAGUGUUUUGGAGGCGGUUAUUGUCGACGUUUAUGUUCUCCCCGGCACCAAGAUUUAUAUGCUUUCCCUGGGGGAUUUUUGGAGCACCAAUACCAUUGAUCUUUAUCUCCACCAAAAGUACUAUGACUUGAUAAAUCCCACUAAUGGGAUUCUCAACAAAGGAAGGCAGAUCUUCCUCACAGGGUGCUAUCUUCGUGCUUCUGGAGGAGGGUCUCGCUGUCCGCGGUUGUUGCCAACAGAAUAUCUUGUAGUAUUGUUAGAUGAGGAUGAUGAUGCUGAUGCAAUGCUGCUAGCAGCUCAGUUUUGUUCAGAUACAUUCUCUUCAGUUUCUCUUGAUGCAUUUAGUAAAAAUGUUUAUUAUUCAUUGUACGCAAGAAUUGAGCACAUUGGCCCCCUGGAAGUUCUAGGAGAGUCUGGAACUUUACAAAGGAAACAAAUCACUCUGGUAGAUGACGAUGGUACCAAGUUACAGUUUGUGCUGUGGGGUGAACAGGUUGUCCUGACAAAUCUUUUGAGCUUGGGAAGUAUGCUUGCACUGGAUAAACCAUAUAUUGCAAGUUCAGCAGACAAUGCUGCUGGAACAAGUGCUGAAGUUUCCCUUGAAUUCGGUAGUGCAACACAAUUGUUUUUGGUCCCUGUUGUUCAACACAAGGAACAAUUAUGUAUAGCACUGAGACCAAAUCGCCGUCAAGGAUCAAGACUGCUAAGCACAAUAGAUCCUAGUCAGAGUACACAAGUUUCUCAAGUUUCCUUGCCCUGUGAUUCACAUGGGUCUAUUGAUUUCAGUAGUUAUCCUUUUCAAUCCUAUGUUUCCGAUCUUCGUGACAAGAUGACAGGCGUCAGCCUUUAUGGUGUUGUUACAAGUAUCAUCAAAGAAAGAUGUACCACAGAAGCUAUCUUCUCAUUGAAAAUCGAAGAUACCAGUGGAGCAAUUUGGACUAGAUUACAUUUUGUGAAAUACUGGUCACUGGGAAGAUUAAGCCUUGGCCACACAGUCUACAUAUCAGGUCUGACAUGCUCUAUGACGAAGCGGAAGGGUCUAGAAGCAAUAUGGUCCGAGAAUACUGGUGGAGCUUCUUUCUUCAACCUCAGUUGCUUGCCAGCGUUGCUAAACUCAUCCUGUCUUCAUAAACUAACAAAGCUCUCUGAUCUCUCCAGCCAGACUACCUGUACUCAGAUAGUUCACAUUCGGCUAGAAAUGGCUCAAUUUCAUCUCAGUACAAGGUUUUCACAUGCUGUAUGUGGUCAUUUGGUUACUGAGCAACCCAUGGGAGUUUCUGAAUGCAGCUUCUGUAAUGAGAAUUGUGAUGAAGUAGUUCGCACUUUCCACCUGAAAGUGACCCUUGCUGAUAAGAGUGGGAAAGUUUUAGCAUGGUGUACUGGCCAUACUGCUACAGAGAUCCUGCAAAUCUCUCCUGACGAAUUCUUCAAACUACCUGAGGAAGAACAAUUUAUGUAUCCCUCUUCAUUACAUAAUGAGAGGUUCAAGGUGGCAAUUGUUAAUUGCAAUAGAGAAGGUUCUGGAUCUGGCGAUGCUCUUGUGCUAGAAACUGAGGGAACCUCAUGGGAGAUUACUCGUGCAUUGAAGUGUGAUUAA
Messenger RNA from Fragaria vesca subsp. vesca, 1965 nucleotides. RefSeq lists its product as uncharacterized. Lineage: Eukaryota; Viridiplantae; Streptophyta; Magnoliopsida; Rosales; Rosaceae. The record is from RefSeq and is a predicted model, not a curated record. The transcript has 13 exons. Bases 1 to 1965 code for a protein of 654 amino acids.